CCGUUGUCGCCCGUGUUGCAGGGGCAGCUGGUGUGUGCGUGUGAGCCGCGGAGGCCUUUCCCCCCCAAGUGCAACGCCAUGCCGCAGAACGAGCACAUUGAGCUGCACCGCAAGCGGUAUGGCUACCGCAUGGACUACCACGAACGGCUGCGCAAGAAGGAGGCGCGCGAACCUCGAGAACGUUCCAAAAAGGCACAGAAGCUGCGUGGCCUUAAGGCAAAGCUGUACAACAAAGAGCGAAUGUCGGAGAAAAUACAGAUGAAGAAGACCCUCAAGGCGCACCAAGAGAAGGAGACCAAAAAGAAGGACCAGGAGAAGACCCCUGACGGCGCGUUGCCGGCGUAUCUGUUAGACCGCGAGGGCCAGAGUCACGCUAAGGUCCUUAGCAACAUGAUCAAACAGAAGCGGAAGGAGAAGGCUGGUAAAUGGGAAGUGCCCCUGCCCAAGGUCAAGGCGCAAUCCGAGGCCGAGGUCUUCAAGGUCAUUAAGACCGGCAAGCGGAAAAACAAGGCGUGGAAGCGCAUGGUGACGAAGGUGACGUUCGUUGGUGAGGGCUUCACGCGGAAGCCUCCCAAAUUCGAGCGUUUCAUCCGGCCGAUGGCGCUGCGUUUCAAGAAAGCGCACGUGACACAUCCGGAACUGAAGGCCACAUUCUGUCUGCCGAUUAUUGGCGUCAAGAAGAACCCCAGCAGCGUCAUGUACACGGGCCUGGGCGUGAUCACCAAGGGUACAGUGAUCGAGGUGAACAUCAGCGAACUUGGCCUGGUGACCCAGGGAGGCAAAGUCGUUUGGGGAAAGUACGCCCAGGUGACGAACAACCCCGAGAACGACGGAUGCAUCAAUGCAGUUCUGCUCGUCUGAAGCGUCAUGUCUGUUGUU
Molecule: messenger RNA, 879 nt
Organism: Pollicipes pollicipes
Lineage: Eukaryota; Metazoa; Arthropoda; Thecostraca; Pollicipedomorpha; Pollicipedidae
Gene: Ip259
Product: NSA2 ribosome biogenesis factor-like IP259
Source: RefSeq, a predicted model, not a curated record